UCCUGCUUGCCUCGUGCGCGCGCGGCGCCGCGGCGGCGGGCGGCGCGCAAGACCCGGGUGCAAGCGGUCCGACGACUGCACGCGGGUGCCUGGCCAGAACUGCCACGAGGGGGCCAACACCUGCGAGGACACGCCGCCGGGGCACGCGCGGAACAACGGGAGCUACGGCUACUCCCCGUGCAAGGCGGGGUCUGCCGCAAGCGCCAAUGCCCUGUACUGCGCCCCCUGCGGGCCGGGGCAGUUCGCCCCGCACGACUACGCGCCGAGGUGCCAGUGCGCCUCCAGAGGCCACAAGGUGGUUGGCGACGGGACGGCCCAGCAGGAGUGCAACCCAGGCACGUUCGCCCCAGAGGAGUGCGCGGCGCGGUGCGAGCGCUGCCCCGACGGCCACGUCGCGGAGCACCCAGGCGCCUCGCGCUGCCACGAGACCGAGGCUGGCCACGAGGCCGACGCGAGCCGGACGGAGCAGGUCCCGUGCCAGCCGGGCUACGCCAACCCUGAGAAGGGUCACCAGUGCCAGGACGCCUGCGCGGCGGGCCGCUUCUCCAACGUCUCGGGCGCGCACGAGUGCGUGUGCGCACCGGGGGGGCACGGCACCAACGCGGACCGGACGUCCGAGGCCGCGUGCAGCCCAGGCUACGCCAACCCCGAGCGCUGCGGGUCCUGCUCCAGGUGCGCGCCGGGCAGGUACGCGCACGACCGGGGGGCGCACAGCUGCAAGUGCGCGGCCAAGGGGCACUACGCCACGUCCGACGGCAUCCGCGAGCUCGAGUGCGAGCCGGGCCACUACCAGGGCUCCACCUGCGGCUCGGUGUGCCUGAAGUGCGAGCUCGGCAAGUAUGCGUUCACCAGCGGGCACCACGACUGCCAGUGCGCGCCCAAGGGGCACUCCGUGAGCCGCGACGGCACCACGCUGAUCGAGUGCGGGCCCGGGUUCUACCCCUGGACGAGGACUGCAGCCCCGAGUGCAAGGCGUGUCCGCCCGGACGGUAUUCCAACGCGUCGGUCAGCUCCGGCUGCCACCCCGUGCCGGCUGGGGCAUACCAAGACCUGGCGCACCAGGUCUCCUACAAGCGUUGCGAGCCGGGCAGCUACAGCCGAGAGGAUCCGAGAGGGGUGCGCCACGUGCGCGUCGUGCUCGUUGUCCUACUUCUCCGGCGUGGGCAGCACCGCGUGCGAGUCGUGCUUCAGACUGAGCUUCGCCAUGGACCU
This is a messenger RNA of Prorocentrum cordatum, 1212 nucleotides long. The record is from the annotation of a GenBank genome assembly. NCBI's taxonomy places the organism in Eukaryota, Dinophyceae, Prorocentrales, Prorocentraceae.